ACAAGAAAUUGCAUUCAGUUUCAAACUCUGUUUCAAGUAUUAUUACAGAUAACCCCGUAAUCGAAAAAAUGGCCUUUAAGUUCAUCAGUCUAUUGGCUUUGGUAGCUGCAGCUAACGCUGGUUUUGUACCAGCAAGUUAUCAUGCGCCAUUGGCUUACGCAGCACCUGCGGCAUAUGCAGCUCCAGCAAUAGCUAAAGUUGCGACACCAGUAUUGGCCAAAACUAUUGAAGAUAAUUACGAUCCUCAUCCACAAUACAGCUACUCAUACGAUGUCCAAGAUUCCAUAACUGGGGACAACAAACAACAAUACGAAUCCCGCAAUGGUGACUCUGUCCAAGGCAGCUACUCACUUCUUGAAGCCGAUGGUUCUCGUCGUAUUGUUGACUACACUGCUGAUGCAAUCAAUGGAUUCAAUGCUGUUGUACGUAAAGAACCCGCUCAAGUUGCUGUCAAAGCUGUACAUGCUGCUCCAGUUGUUCAUGCUGCCCCGGUAGUUCAUGCUGCUCCAGUUGUUCACGCUGCACCUUUGGUACACGCAGCCCCUGCACCAGUUGCCUACGCUGCUCCUUUGGCUAAACUUUACCACUAAACACUAAGACUAGAAAAAUUAAUACUGUAAAAGCUGAUUGUUAGU
Molecule: messenger RNA, 635 nt
Organism: Microplitis demolitor
Lineage: Eukaryota; Metazoa; Arthropoda; Insecta; Hymenoptera; Braconidae
Product: larval cuticle protein A2B-like
Exons: 2
Coding region: 69-590 (173 amino acids)
Cellular component (GO): extracellular matrix
Source: RefSeq, a predicted model, not a curated record